Molecule: messenger RNA, 1875 nt
Organism: Pyrenophora tritici-repentis Pt-1C-BFP
Lineage: Eukaryota; Fungi; Ascomycota; Dothideomycetes; Pleosporales; Pleosporaceae
Biological process (GO): DNA repair
Cellular component (GO): nucleus
Molecular function (GO): 3'-tyrosyl-DNA phosphodiesterase activity; single-stranded DNA binding; double-stranded DNA binding
Source: RefSeq, a predicted model, not a curated record
AUGGCGCAACAAGACACUGCAGGUAGUCCGUCUGCAAAGCGCCGCAAGCUAAAUGCAAAUGCACCAGAAAAGGAAAUAGCGACUACCAAGAUCCAAACAAGCCUCACCAAGCGUCUCGAUAGGCCGAUUAGCCCACCACUAAUCCAACGUCGAAGUCCUGAACCUUCACCUUCGUUUGUGCCCACUUGGAAUUUCGAUGACGUACCGAAACAAAUAUUAGUCUCGCGUCCAGCACAAACGCCUACAGGUCUGGAACAACUUGCGAAAGAGAAAGACGAAGAUAAGGGGACAAGGUUCAUUCCGUCACCAAUACAGCUCACGAGGAUUGAGAAGUUAUCUGAUCACCAGAAUGUUGAUACAGUGGGUUUGGCUGACCUGUUGGGCGAUCCCCUGAUCAAGGAGUGCUGGAACUUCAACUUUUUGUUCGACCUGGACUUUGUCAUGCAGCACUUGGACAGAGAUGUACGGGACAUGGUGAAGGUCAAGAUUGUACAUGGCUUCUGGAAGAGGGAUGAUGCAAACCGAAUAUCGUUGCUGGAAACAGCAGAGCGGUAUCCCAACAUCGAGCUGCUGAGUGCUUACAUACCUGAUCCCUUCGGUACUCAUCAUUCUAAGAUGCUCAUCCUAUUCCGGCACGAUGAUACAGCACAGGUUGUCAUCCACACAGCCAACAUGAUCCACCGCGACUGGGCGAACAUGACACAAGCCGUAUGGGCAUCCCCUCAACUCCCAAUGCUGUCUCAGGCAUCGCAGUCUCUAUCGGAUUCUGACAAGACUUAUCCAAUUGGAAGCGGCCAGCGUUUCAAGUCUGACUUACUCCGAUAUAUCGGUGCGUACGAAAAACGACUGAAGGGUUUGGCUGCACAACUCGGAGACUACGACUUUUCGAGCAUCAGGGCGGCUUUCAUAGGAAGCGCGCCAUCACGACAGAAGCCAGAAAGAGCCGUUUCAUCGAAUAAUUCCUUUGGAUGGCUGGGACUGAAGGAAAUACUCUCGACCGUUCCCAUCUCCAAAGCAAGAGCAUCCUCGCCUCCUCACAUCGUUGCACAGGUUUCCUCUAUCGCAACACUAGGCGCAGCACCCACAUGGUUAUCCAAUUUCCAAUCUGUGCUUUCCAGCCACUCCAAAGCUACAGUUUCAGUCCCAGAGAAUGCCACGGUGUCCUCCACGAAAGCCUCCACCUUCACAAAACGCGAUACCAGCGUUACAAAAGCGCCGUCUCCCAAAUUCAGCAUCAUCUUCCCAACUCCAGAAGAAAUACGAAAUUCUCUCAACGGAUAUGGCUCAGGCGGUUCGAUACACUGGAAACUGCAGUCAGCUCAACAGCAGAAACAGCUAGAGUAUAUGCACCCAAUGCUCUGUCACUGGACGUCUACGCCUUCAGCUUCAGCUUCAUCCUUAACAAACGUUUCCAAGCAAGAGGCUCACCGCGGCCCAGCUGCACCCCACAUCAAGACUUACAUACGCUUCAGCGAUGAAGAGCAAAAGGCAAUCGACUGGGCAAUGUUGACGAGCGCAAACUUCAGCAAGCAAGCAUGGGGUGAUACAGUCAACAAGAAGGAAGAGAUUUGGAUUCAGUCGUGGGAAACAGGUGUAGUGGUGUGGCCUGCUUUGUUUGCUGAGACGGCGAAGGGGGUGAAUGAGGUGAGUAUGGUACCGGUGUUUGGGAAGGAUAUGCCCAAGGUUGAAGAUGCACGUGUGAAUACAAAGGGAAAAGAGGUAGGAGAAACGAGGAUAAAGACGACUGUUGGUCUUCGUAUGCCGUACGAUUUACCACUCAAGCCCUACACUGCGGAUGAGAAGCCUUGGUGUGCGACCAUGGCGUAUACAGAGCCGGAUCGAAACGGUCACUUUUGGCCUGGGUAUGGACGUUGA